ACGACCGCGAACGAGAUCAUAUCAAGAGGGCUUAACUUGAAGAUGCCAGCACCAGACUGGUUUCGCGAGUCCUUUGUAGGGAUUUUGUUGCGUGGUGCGUUUGGGCCAAAGCUUGAUUUUCUGAAGUAUCCCGAAGAGAUCGAGGGACAGUUCCCGGAGCAGUAUACGAAGGAGUAUAUUGAGCGGGAGACCGCGGCUCGUGAGCAGGAGAAGGAGGAGAAUCAACGACGACAGGAACGAGGCCGAACUCGUAAGGAUCCCAAUGUUGUAACGUGGUACUCCGACAUCGAUCCCGAAAACCCUGCCAACUGGUCCCUUGGAAAACGAUGUUCCGUCACCGCCUUGAUCUGUCUAUUGACUUUCGCAGUCUACAUCGGGUCAUCCAUCUACUCCCCCGGCAUCCCCGAUAUCGAACAACGCUGGGGGAUCACCCAAGUCCCUGCGACACUUGGUCUUACAGCCUUCGUUGCAGGAUACGGCAUCGGACCGAUGUUCCUUUCACCGCUGAGCGAGAUCCCGGCGAUUGGGAGAAAUACGAUUUACAUCAUCUGUCUUAUCAUUUUUGUUUGUUUGCAGGUGCCUACUGCGUUGUGCGGUGGCCUCGGCGCAUUGAUUCCGUUGCGAUUUGCUGCGGGUUUUGUUGGGUCGCCGCCGCUUGCUACGGGUGGAGCGAGCAUUGGUGAUAUGUUCGGGCCCAAGAAGCGCGCGUACCCUAUUGCUAUCUGGGGGUGCGCAGCUGUCUGUGGACCCGUGCUCGGUCCUCUCCUUGGUGGUUUCGCUGCGGACGCGAAUGGAUGGCGAUGGACGUUUUGGGUGUUGUUGUGGUUGAGUGGUGGAAGUCUCUUGAUCCUCGCUUUCUUCCUCCCUGAAACGAGCGCGGAGAACAUCCUCGUUAAGCGUGCCCGCAGACUGAGGAAGUUGACCGGUAACAAAGACCUCAAAUCGGAAGGCGAGAUAGAGCAGAGUCAGAUGACAGUCAGCCAAGUUGCUGUCAUGAGCCUCUGGCGUCCAUUCCAGUUGACGUUUGGUGAACCUAUCGUCUUCUUGCUCGACCUCUACAUUGCUCUCGUGUACGGUAUUCUCUAUAUCUGGUUCGAGUCGUUCGCGAUUGUUUUCACCGAGUUCUACGGUUUCAACCUCGGAGAGGAAGGUUUGGCGUUCAUGGGCAUUCUCGUAAUGACAAUCAUCACCACGUUCGGAUACUUCGCCUACUCAUACUUUUACCUCGAGAAGAAAUUCGAUGAUGAGGGUAAUCUUCGCCCCGUCGAGCUGCGGUUGCAGGCGGCGAUGUUUGCGUCGAUCUGGAUCCCGAUCUGCCUCUUCUGGUUCGGAUGGACGUCUCGUCCCCGUAUUCACUGGAUUGUCCCCAUCAUCGGAUCCUCAUUUUUCUCAGUGGGUGCGUUCCUUCUCUUCCAGUGUGUCAUCAACUACCUCGGAGACGCGUACCCCAAAUACGCAGCGAGUGUCUAUGCCGGAAACGAUUUCUUCCGUGCGGCGUUUGGUGCUGGGUUCCCGUUGAUUGCGACUCCGUUGUUUGCGAACUUGGGUAUUGGAUGGGGAUGUUCGUUGCUUGGGUUCAUUAGUGUGGGGAUGAUUCCGAUUCCGUUCGUGUUGUAUCGGUAUGGAGGUUGGUUGAGGAAGAAGAGUAAGUACGCGAAGAAGCAUGAUUGAGAAGCAGGAAUACCGGUUGAGAUGUAUGAUUAUGAAACAAAGACGUGCCAAAACGAUAAUAGGAGAAUUUGCUACAUAAUAGCUAUCGUGCAGAACUCUAUAUAAGAGG
Molecule: messenger RNA, 1780 nt
Organism: Saitoella complicata NRRL Y-17804
Lineage: Eukaryota; Fungi; Ascomycota; Saitoellomycetes; Saitoellales; Saitoellaceae
Product: MFS general substrate transporter
Exons: 2
Coding region: 43-1671 (542 amino acids)
Biological process (GO): xenobiotic detoxification by transmembrane export across the plasma membrane
Molecular function (GO): fluconazole transmembrane transporter activity
Source: RefSeq, a predicted model, not a curated record